Brachypodium distachyon (stiff brome) is the source of this 3055-nucleotide messenger RNA. Its product is annotated as U-box domain-containing protein 4. Gene Ontology annotation, biological process: protein ubiquitination. The record is from RefSeq and is a predicted model, not a curated record. The coding region runs from base 428 to 2623 and encodes 731 amino acids. Gene Ontology annotation, cellular component: nucleus; cytoplasm. NCBI's taxonomy places the organism in Eukaryota, Viridiplantae, Streptophyta, Magnoliopsida, Poales, Poaceae. The transcript has a single exon. Gene Ontology annotation, molecular function: ubiquitin-protein transferase activity; protein binding.
CCCGAUGAAGCGAAACCCCCGAAGCGAGCGAAGAAAGGUUGACAUGUCAGCGGCAGCAGAGGGCGGGGAGGCCUAGAAGACCCAAACCGUGGUCGGCCUCGUCCCCCUUCUUCUUCCUCCUUCCUCCUCCUCGCUUUCUUCUCCGGCUCCCACGCCACCGAUUCCUCUUCCACCUUGCGCAACGCGACGCAGGGCGGGGAGAAAGGUGCGCCUGCGCGAGCGCGACCAUUUCUGCCUCUCGUCUCGUCUCGUCCCUGCCGUCUCCACCUAACCUAACGCCCACCUAAUCGCCUCGUCAAACGCCCGCGAGGAUCCAAGAAAAGGAGUGGUUUCUUUCUUUCUUUCCCCCCUCUCUCUCUGUCCGAGGGAUUGGGGGCCGAGGAAACAGGGGGGUUGGUUUUGGGUGGUUCUUGGUUGCGGAGAGGCCAUGGACGCGCCGCCGGCGUCGUCGGCCUCGUCGCCCGUGGAGUUCCUGCUCCGGCGCCCGCCGCCGCGCCGGAGGAGGCUGCCGCUGGCGGGCGCCUUCUUCGCGCCCCCGGGCCUCGCGGGCGCGCCGCUGCUACGAGCGCUGGCGUCGCUGGCCGCCGGGCUGCUCGCGGCGCCGCGCCCGCCGUCGCAGCCGCGGAACCUCGCGGCGCUCGCGCGCCGCCUCGCCCUGCUGUCCGCGCUCCUCGAGUCCAUCCUCCUCGACGCGCCGGGCUGCUUCUCCGACGCCGCCAACCUCUGCUUCCGCGAGCUCUACGUCAUCCUCUUCCGCGCCGAGCUGCUCGUCUCCUACGUCGCCUCCGCCGGCCGCGCGUGGGCGCUGCUCCGGGGGGCCCACCUCGCCGCCUCCUUCCGUGACCUCGACGCCGAGCUCGCCGUCGUCCUCGACGUCCUCCCCGCCUCCGAGCUCUCUCUCUCGCACGACGCGACCGGCCAUCUCGAGCUCCUCCGGGCCCAGUGCCGCCGCCGCGCGCCCGCUCAGUACCACGACCCCGACGAGGCUGUGCUCCGCGAACGCCUCCUCGCCGCCCUCCGCCAGUUCGAGCACGGCCUGCCGCCUGAUCCCUCCCCGCUCAAAGCGCUCCUCUCCGACAUCGGCAUCUCCGACGCCGCGUCUUGCCAAGCUGAAAUCGAGUACCUCGAGGAGCAAAUCUUGAGUCAAGAAGAGGAUACCGAUCUCCUGCUCGUCGGUGGUGUCCUCGCCUUGCUCCGGUACAGCCUCUUCUCCCUCUUCGACCCUGCCAAAGCAAGGGCCGCCCGAUGUUGGCCGUCAGCGGGCAACGGGCAGCGACUGCUGUCGUGGGGCGGCGGCAGCGAUGACAGCUCCUUCUCCUUCUCCGUGCCUAAGGAGUUCUCCUGCCCGAUUUCUUUGGAUUUGAUGCGCGAUCCUGUGGUGGCUUCCACCGGGCAGACUUAUGACAGGCCAUCAAUCAUACAGUGGAUCGGUGAGGGGCAUUCCACCUGCCCGAAUUCUGGACAGGCACUGGCGGACAACCGCCUUGUGCCCAAUCGUGCACUCCGCAGCUUGAUUUCGCAGUGGUGUGGGAUGUAUUGCUUCCAGUAUGAUUCACCAGAGAGCAAUGAGGGGAUGGCAGACUCUGUCGCCACAGCCUGCAGCAGCAAGGCGGCAAUUGAGGCAAAUAAGGCCACUGCUAGGAUUUUGGUCAGAAUGCUGGUGGAAAGUUCAGAUAGCUCGAAGGCAGUCGCUGCUAAGGAAAUUAGGAUGCUGGCGAAGGCUGGAAAGCAAAACAGAUCGUUCAUCGCUGAGCUGGGUGCAAUCCCGUCGCUCUGCAGGUUGCUGCUGUCAUCUGAUCUGAUGGCACAGGAGAAUGCAGUGACAGCGCUACUCAAUCUGUCGAUAUAUGAGCCUAACAAAACACGGAUUAUGGAACAGGAGGGUUGCUUGCGGCUUAUUGUCAGUGUGUUGCAGAAUGGGUGGACUACAGAGGCCAAGGAGAAUGCAGCAGCAACGCUGUUUAGUCUUUCUGUUGUCCAUGAUUACAAGAAGAUGAUCAUGAAUGAGCCAGGGGCUCUGGAGGAGCUGGCUCGUAUGCUAAAGAAAGGGACGCCAAGAGGGAAGAAAGAUGCAGUGAUGGCGCUUUUCAACCUCUCAACGCAUCCAGAAAGCUCAGUCCGGAUGCUUGAGUCAUGUGCAGUUGUAGCUUUAAUUGAGUCACUUAGGAAUGACACCGUAUCGGAGGAAGCUGCUGGUGCUCUGGCUCUGCUGAUGAAGCAGCCUUCCGUUGUGCAUCUUGUUGGGAGCUCUGAAACUGUGAUCACUAGCCUCGUUGGAUUAAUGAGGCGGGGAACUCCAAAGGGCAAGGAGAAUGCAGUGUCCGCUUUAUAUGAGAUAUGCCGUCGUGGUGGCUCAACAUUGAUGCGGAGAGUAGUGAAGAUACCGGGGUUUAAUACAGUAAUGCAGAACAUCACACUCACGGGAACAAAGCGCGCGAAGAAGAAAGUGGGCUUGAUUGUGAAGAUGUGCCAGAGAGGCCAAAUACCGUCAGCAAUGUCGAUAGGGGCUAACUUGAGAACAGCUGAUCGUUCUUUGGUAGCGAACAGCUCAUUGAGGCGUGCUGCGAGCUUUGGCAGUGGAGAGUUAUCAAACCCGAUUUCAAUAUCAGUACCGGUGCCCUAGGUGGAAGCUUUCAAUCUGGCAUCCCCGUAUAUUGUUACAUCUGGCGAGUUUUGUCUCAAAAUUCUUUCAUUUCUUGCCCAAAAUGAAGGUAUACAAAAUUUAAUCGAAAGGAAUUAAUACUUGCAAUAUGGCACGCGCGUCUGUGUUUGUGCGUGGGAAAUGUGGAUAACAGUGCACAUAUAUGAUAGAUGUACAUGUAGAGCUCCAGCUUGAUGUUUGGUUUGCAAGCUUGGAAAUUGUUCAAUUUUUGGAAAACACUAUGCUACUUGCUGUAAACUAUUCUAAAACAUAAUUAGUAGCUUGUGUUAAGGUGACAAUGUAAGGAAAUGAUAAAAUCAUUUCACUGACGGGAUUGUAAUAUAAGUUGUAAUAGAGGCUUGCACAUUGGCAAUGAAAAAGAAAGAAACUUGAAUGUCAAGUUGCUUAGUAGAA